AUGUUCGUCAAGCACGCAUGGUUGACAUUCUACUACGGCCUGUCACAGACCCGUGCCCAGAGAUACUUCAUCCACGUAAUGCAGUUCCUUGCGGUGGCCUUUGGCACCAGUUCAGUUGCGGUUAUAUUAUUGCAAUGCACGCCCUUGAGCUACGUCUGGCAUCAGGGCUUGGAAUCAACGAGCGGACCUGUGAAAGGGAAGUGCAUCAACUUGAUAGCCUUCUUCUAUUUCAAUGCAAGUUUCAUGAUUGCGAAUGAUGUGGUCAUGUACCUGAUACCGAUGGUACUGCUUUGGAAGGUUGAAACGCUUCGUGAACACCGGUGGAGCCUCUAUACAUUGUUCGCGAUUUGUUUCGUCGUCAUCCUAGCGAGCGUCUUUCGACUUGUCGCCGUCUACGAAAUUGAUACGUCACCCAACCUUUCAGAAAAUUACGCCUUGGUCUUCCUUUGGGCCGGCGUGGAGAACCACAUCGGCAUCUGCGCCGCCUGCGCCGGCGCGCUCAAAGCAAGGCUGAGCCUGACGUACCGAAAAGUCAAGAAGCUCUCACUCGAUCUGCGCAACAAGUCGUGGCUUGCUUCGAUAUCAACAUCGGCGUCAGAAUCCAGGCCUGGGUCGACAUCCGCAGACACACGAACGGAGGUCACUCGCACCCAGAGCACAGAGGACCGAACCCUGUACGAGCGCACGGCCAGCCUACCUUCCUUGAACGACGUGCCAAUCAGCGACGACAAAGGGUCCAAAGGCACGCGCAUAGAACUCGUCGAGGUGCAGCAGCCCACGCCCAAGUCGAUCCACACCUCGCUCAGGCACUCACGCGCGACGUCGCGAGAAAGCUAG
This is a messenger RNA of Cladophialophora psammophila CBS 110553, 837 nucleotides long. RefSeq lists its product as uncharacterized. Lineage: Eukaryota; Fungi; Ascomycota; Eurotiomycetes; Chaetothyriales; Herpotrichiellaceae. The record is from RefSeq and is a predicted model, not a curated record. The transcript has 3 exons. The coding region runs from base 1 to 837 and encodes 278 amino acids.